GGAUUUGAACUUGCAGCUGAGCAGUGGCUGAGAGCUGGAGGAGGUCUGAGCUGCACCCCAAGACUCCACGACCCGCUGUGUGGAGAAAGUCCGAAAGUGAUAAACUGGACCGGAGGCAGCUGGAUUUUCUAACUUUCUUUUUUUCUGGUAGCAUUUGCAAGUGCUGUGCGAGUCUAAAGCAGCAGACGCUGGAAACAAGUCACCUAUCGUGUGGAGAUGGUCCCAAACACUCUCACACACCUGCUCUGCCUGCUGUGUGUGUGCUCUGCUCGUCCUCCACCAGCACCGCCACACUCAGUGAGGAUGGAGAGGGACUUGCGCGCAGCCGGCUCCCUGGCGGGCCGCGUGGUGCUGCCGUGUCACUUCUCCAUGAUGCCGGCUUCUCCCAGCAGCUUGACUCACUCUACUGCGCCUGGACCGCUCCCCCCCGCCGACGCUCCUGACGCCCUGAGUCCCGAUGAGCAGCUGAGAAUAAAGUGGACAAAGCUGGAGGAAGACGGGGAGAAGGUGGUGCUGGUGGCCCAGGCAGGGGUGGUCAAGGUGGGGCCGGAGUACAGGAGCAGGGUGUCGGUGGCCAGCCACCCACUGUCAGUCGGGGACGCCUCUCUGCUGAUAGUGAGACUCAGGGCCAGCGACGCAGGGCUUUAUCGCUGUGAGGUGAUGCAUGGCAUGGAGGAUACCCAAGACACUGUCAGCCUCCAGGUCACCGGUGUCGUAUUCCACUACAGAGCCAACACCAGCCGCUACACCCUGGAUUUCCCCGGAGCUGUGGAGGCCUGUCGCUCUGUAGAUGGCUCCAUAGCUUCACCUGAACAGCUGACCGCUGCUUUUGAGGAUGGCUUUGACCAUUGUGACGCCGGCUGGCUCGCUGACCAGUCAGUCGGAUAUCCAAUCACCGUGCCCCGUCCUGGCUGUGCAGGUAAUCUGAUGAGCAAGCCAGGAGUGAGAACAUACGGCAUCCGACUCCCCACAGAGAAAUAUGACGUGUACUGCUUCGUUGAUAAACUACAUGGCGAGGUCUUCUUCCCCCCAUCUAUCAGCGGUAAACUCACCUUGCAGCAGGCGAGGGAGGCGUGCGUAAACCACGGCGCUGUGUUGGCGUCGCCUGGUCAGCUGUUUGCGGCCUGGAGGGCGGGCCUGAACAGAUGUGACUACGGUUGGCUGUCUGACGGCAGCGUUCGCUACCCCGUCACCAUGCCCAGGUUUCAGUGUGGAGGGGGCCUGCUGGGCGUUCGCACGCUUUACAAGUACGAGAACCAAACUGGCUACCCAGACCCAUCAGACAAGCACGGAGCUUUCUGCUUCAAGGCUGAACUGCCAGAGCCGACUUCGCUGAGUCCAGCGACGACCCGAGCUGUGUACAAACCUGACGGCCCCACGUACAAACCCCGCACUACAACACUGUUCCCACUGUCAGACCAUGCAAAAGCUGAGAUUCAAACAAGUAGACCAGAGCUGGCUGCGUACUCGCCCACAGAGAGGCCACACACAACCUCACCAGACCGACACAGAGCCCCGCACACCACCACCUCAGUGACCCCCACUACCAUCUUCGACGACUACGAGGUUCCACAUUUUGACAUUAACAAGGUAGAGUCAGUGCCAGUUAGAGGAGACGUUUUGGUCCCCAUGGAGCUCCCUCCCUUACCGACCACCCGCUCUCAGAUCGCACACCUUGAUGUCUACGAAGGGGGGGAGGAGGGGGGCCAGACAGGGUCGGGACAAGGUGAGAGCGGUGGCAGUGGUCAUGGAGGCAGUGGUGACAUCAGUUCUGGUGGGGUGACCCUAACUCAGGUGUGGGCAGAAACCGCAUCAACACCGAGUCAGCUGCUAGAGUCGAGCAUGGGGCCGAAGCUGGGCAUUGAGACCACAUCGGAGCUUCCACAGAUCACUCCAUGGCAUGUUGGCCCAGACGUCCUCACCCCAGAGCCCAGCCUCCCAGAGGUCCUCACCCCAGUGUCCGGCCUCCCAGAGGUCCUCACCCCAAGGCCCGGCCUGCCAGAGGUCCUCACCCCAAGGCCUGGCCUGCCAGACGUCCUCACCCCAGAGCCCAGCCUCCCAGAGGUCCUCACCCCAGUGUCCGGCCUCCCAGAGGUCCUCACCCCAAGGCCCGGCCUGCCAGAGGUCCUCACCCCAAGGCCCGGCUUCCCAGAGGUCCUCACCUCAGAGCCCGGCCUCCCAGAGGUCCUCACCCCAAGGCCCGGCCUCCAAGAGGUCCUCACCCCAGAGCCCGACCACGCAGAGGUCCUCACCCCAAGGCCCAGCCUCCCAGAGGUCCUCACCUCAGAGCCCAGCCACCCAGAGGUCCUCACCCCAGAGCCCGACCUCGCAGAGGUCCUCACCUCAAGGCCCAGCCUCCCAGAGGUCCUCACCUCAGAGCCCGGCGUCCCAGAGGUCCUCACCUCAAGGCCCAGCCUCCCAGAGGUCCUCACCACAGAGCCCGGCCUCGCAGAGGUCCUCACCCCAAGGCCCAGCCUCCCAGAGGUCCUCACCCCAGAGCCCGGCGUCCCAGAAGUCCUCACCCCAAGGCCCAGCCUCCCAGAAGUCCUCACCCCAAGGCCCAGCCUCCCAGAGGUCCUCACCCCAGAGCCCAGCCUCCCGGUCGGGAGUGGAGAUGAUGGGUUACAACAUCCUGCGGUGGUUUUCAAAGAGGAUGUCACCCCUGGAGCCACGCACCAAUUUGACCUCGACCAAUCGCUGGCUAUUCCUACUGAAGGUGGAGAGUCAUCGGCAAAACCCCCGUUCCAUCUCAUCAUCGUCAACGUGCACAACCAGAAUCAGUCAGUUGACCACAUCCUGGACAUCUUGAACCAGCCUGGCAACAGCAUCGCCGGCUCCCAGUUCCUGUUCCCCCAAAUCCCAGACCUCUCAGAUGUGACCAGUGAAGCCAUCCAGGGCAGUGGGGAUGCCGAUUCUCUCGAGCCCUCACCCAUCAACCUGCCUCGAACUGUCAGCUUUGUCAAUGGGAAACACGAGGUAACAUUUGAGCAGGAGCAACCAGAGGAAGCGAGAGGGGAUCAGUUUGAGACAGCUACUCCUCUUCGGGUGGAAGACGUGGAAGUGGAGGGGGAAAGCGUGACUCCUUUUGACUACGGUAUCAUCGAAGUCCAUACGGAGGAGACACAGGCAGAGGAAACUCAUGACGCAGUCUCUCAUCCUGAAGAUACGUACCCAGAUGUCAGAACCACCUCAAUCCCCCCUUAUACACACCUUGUCCCCUCACCACCGUCUACCACACCUUCAGGACCAGUCCUCCCUGGUGUCUCCCAGCCUGUCACUGAUGUGGUCUCUGCCUGCAACGACGCAGGAGGUUCUGCAAACUGUGGCACUGACGGUGCUACGCAGAAGGCCUCUGCACACGAUGCUUUGCCCACACCAGCGGCAGACAGCCAGUUUGGCAUGACUGAUGAAGCCGAAAUUGGGGGGACCGAGUUUCCUACUUUUAUCCCAGACAAGCAGUCACAAGAUACCACCACACAGACCCAGACUGAAGACUUCGAAGGGUCUGCCUCUGGGGAAGACGAAGCUUCAGGGCAAGACCCGCCAGAGAUGCCCAGGCUUAUCAGCACACAACCAACAAUAUAUUCCACCUUCCCCAGCCAGCAGCCUCAAACUGCCACAGGUACCCACGUCACAGAGGUCCCCGCUGUUUUACCAGCUGUUGACCCAGUUACAGUCACGGGCUCAGGUGUGGAGCAGCUGUCCGGAGAGGGGGAGGUUUCUGGGGACCGGAGCGAUCUGCUUGACCUUCCUGGAGAGGCUGCGGUUACUGUUUUACCAGAUGUGGCAGCUAUUUCGGAGCGAACCACUCUUCCCACACACAUCAUGGACGCAACUCCAGAACCCGGCACAUCAAACCCGUCCACACAUCGCUCCCUCGCUGCCACAGACAAUAAGAAACAUCCUGCUGUUACCACCGAGCCUGCACCCACAACCUCCAAUGGCCACACCACACUCCCCACCAAGCCUCACAGAGACCGGGCUGAGCAGUCCACCGCAGGCUCCGCUAAGUUUGUAAGCCAGCCAAUUAUUUCCACCACUUCACCCGUGUACACUUUCGACCAAAACACCCACUCCGUCCCCCAGUGGGCACUGUUCCCCGACCCGGCUGCCACCCCUCUCCCAGAGGAGGAUUUUGUUGACUAUGACAGAGAGAUUGUCCCUUCUCUGGUGGAGUCAGUUCCUCAGAUACCAGAAGAGACCGUGGCCACAGAAGAACCACAGGCUUCUGUGGAGGCCGUCUCUGUGAACGUCAGAGAUCUCCUGCCGUGCUCGGCCAGCGUGUGUCAGAACGGAGGCACCUGCUACAGGAGGGGAGAGCAGAAUAUGUGCACGUGUGCACCUGGAUACACUGGGCAGCACUGUGAAACCGAUGUUGACGAGUGCCAGUCCAACCCGUGUCUGAACGGGGCCACCUGUCUGGACGGAGUCGACUCCUUCACCUGCCUCUGCCUGCCCAGCUACUCGGGAGAGCUCUGCGAACAAGACAUCGAGGUGUGUGGAUUUGGCUGGCAGAAGUUUCAGUCACACUGCUACAAGUACGUCACACACCGACGUACCUGGGACGCCGCUGAGAGGGAGUGUCGGAUGCACGGCGCCCACCUGGCCAGCAUCCUGUCACACGAGGAGCAACUGUUCGUCAAUCGUCUAGGUAGCGAUUACCAGUGGAUUGGCCUGAACGACAAGAUGUUUGAGAGGGACUUCAGAUGGACGGAUGGCCGGCCAAUGCAAUAUGACCACUGGAGACCGAACCAGCCGGACAGCUUCUUCCAGUCGGGCGAGGACUGUGUGGUGAUGAUUUGGCACGAGGGGGGACAGUGGAACGACGUGCCCUGCAACUAUCACCUGACCUUCACCUGCAAAAAGGGAACAGUGUCAUGUGGGCAGCCUCCUGUGGUGAAGGAUACUCGAGUGUUUGGGACCAUGAAGCCUCGAUACGAGGUCAACUCCCUGCUCCGCUAUCACUGUAAACAGGGCUUCAUCCAGAGACACAGCCCCACUAUACGCUGCUGUGCCAACGGACAAUGGGACAUGCCCAAAGUCACCUGCACAAGCCCCGCAACGUACCACAAAUCAUUUGCGCUCCACCACCGUGACAACGAGGACAGCGAGCGACAAAACAGGCACCGAGACCAUCACAUUCAUCGCACCGGGAGUCAUCAGAAGCCCAGUCGAAACCACGAGCAACAGCAGAUUGACAGCUUCGUGCAGAGCCUCUGGAACCCUCUCCGGAAUCAAGUCCAGCAGCUGCCGAGGGAGAAGAGGGAAGCUCAGGCACAGACACACAAUGAAGAUCGGAUGAGACACUGAUUUGCUUUGUGGGUUUUUUUUAAAAUUUAGCUUCGCAGCGGCAGCCAAUCACAGCAGGCUGGCAGAGGCAUCGAUAGACAGAUCGAGCGAUGUUCUGAACUGUCUAUCGAUGGCUCUGAAAUGGACGGGGAGGAUGUUCCGUCAGUGCAUUAUCCACAAACACUCCAGGAUCUGAACUGUGAUACUAGUGCCGUAUUGGUUUCACCGUGUGGUGAACUCAAUAGUCCAACACCGCACAGGUGGUCUGUGAAACUCCUGUGUGUCAUCUGAAUUUGAUUCUGUGUUUAUUUUCUCUUGGCCCAACAGCCAAUCUGAACACACUGUGUUAACUCAGUGCCUUGUGUAAUCUUGAAAUCUUACUUUAAAGGUACCCUGUGGGGCUCAAGUUCUCCACGUGGACUACAGCGAAUAACAACCACACACGUGGUGUCGGCAGCUGUCUGUGUAUGCGUCUUCAGGGGGGUAAACUUGAGGCUUAAAAGCUGUAAUAUAUAAACAGGAAAAAUAUCUUUCAAUUGGCCAAAAUAAGAGGUGAAAGAGGGUCUUACUUAUAUCUCUGUAGUCUUAUAUCUCUGCUGUAGAGGGAGGGUUCUCGCAUAUAUCCAAGGACACAUCCACACAGUCUGUUGACAGGUCUUUCCUACUACAUGAUGAAGUCACUCGAGUCGGCAUCGGUUUCGAGCUGAAGACUACAAGUCUGACAAAGAAAAAGCUUACCAAACCUCUGGGGGUCUUGCUCCUCACCUCUGCUUGACACUAGCAGCUCUUAAUAACCGUUACCAGCGUAACACCCGCCAAAAUCUUCAACCAAAGUGUUUGCGGUCGGGUUGCAUUGUGGGUAAUGUAGGAUUUCAGAACGAGGAAGAAUGUGUGUGAACCAUCCAGCGUGACUCCAGCAAUAGAUUGGUUUCGAUCCAAAUGAAGUGCACGCUUCGACUGAAUUUGGAGGAAAUCUCCAAACGAAAAUGCUAAAUAUUCGCUCCACACACAUAUCUGGUGAUUUCCUCAUCAGCGCUUAUUUACAGCACUGACGUACAUGGUACGAAGGUCGAUGGAAACCCGGCUGCAGUCAGAGAAGUGCAAACCCAGAGCUGCAAAGUUUUUCCUCGCCGUUCCGGUAGACAAGCUCCCAGAAAGUGGCCCACUGAUAUCUGCAGCUGUGUGUCUGCAACUCUUGCCUCUUUGUUGGUGCAAUUUUCCAAUUUCUGUCUGUUUGUCAGCAGACUGCCGUGAGACCCGUAGGGACGAGACGCUAGCAAAACAGGAAGCCCACUCUCGAAAGCAGUUUGGUCCAUGGUGAUACUAGCGGUCGGAAAAUUUCCACAAGGUACCUUUAAUGUUGGGAAGACAUAAUUGGCGAAGACCAAAAAACACGAUAAUCACAGAAUCAUUUAUGGUUCAUUGUUAAACGAGCUAGUCCAGUAGUUUUGCGGGUUGAGAUAAUGCCAUUGACAGAUUAUAGAAAGCAUGAAUUCAUCACUUUAAAUUAUUAUCACAGAAAAUGGUCCGUUAGUCUAGUUUUGGCUUUGCUGUUUACUAUGACCCAUUUUUCUUUUUUCACUGGUUCAUCUCCCUUGUGGGUUUUUGUACAAAAUAUUUUACAUAGAAAAAGUUUUUAAAAGAGACAGGGGAGAUUUAAUGAGUGGCACACGGAGCUAAGGAGAGGACGGCAUGAAUGUGUGGCGUGUGCUCUGGCUGUGGCUAUUAAUCAUAGGAUAUAUAAUAUAGAUACUAUAUGAAGCCAUAUAUGAAUUUAACUUAUUGUAUACUUUAAAAACUUUGAAUGGACUGUGAUAUUAAAUGAAGGUCAUUGGAGCCAAGGUCAUUCGGUUGAUGGUGACUUCCUUGCUGUUUACUGUCAUGUUGUUUCUCACAGAGAGAAACUUUUGAUCAUUAGCUUGCUGCCAUUUGCUUCUCGUUGUGCUCAAAAUCCACCCGACGAAUUCACCACCGGGUGUUUCUUUUGAAUAGUUUUCGACGUUGUCGGGGUGGGGGUGUUCGAAGUGUUCUCCGCUUCAUGUAGUGUUAUUUUCCGCUACAGAAAAGUUUUAACUCAAGUGAUAAGGGAAUGUGAAAAAGCCGCAUAGAGACAACUUCUACGUCCUCCACGAGAUUUGUCAUUUUUCUUCUUCCAUGUUACUCUUAUAUUUUUCUUUUUUAUAUAUUGUUUUUCAAUGUAUAUGAAUUUGUCCGGGAAAAAAAGCCUUUUUCUACUCCGUGUGGUUAAUGGGGUUUACUGUGUCUGUGGCACAAGAGCUUAUUUUUUAAUGUAAUCACCGUUUCUUUCUCUAUUCAAUUUGCUGUUAUUGUCAGCUGUGUGUGCAAUAAUACAAACUCAUAACACAAA
Scophthalmus maximus (turbot) is the source of this 7657-nucleotide messenger RNA. RefSeq names its product versican core protein. Gene Ontology annotation, biological process: cell adhesion. The record is from RefSeq and is a predicted model, not a curated record. Gene Ontology annotation, molecular function: calcium ion binding; hyaluronic acid binding. The coding region runs from base 217 to 5310 and encodes 1697 amino acids. NCBI's taxonomy places the organism in Eukaryota, Metazoa, Chordata, Actinopteri, Pleuronectiformes, Scophthalmidae. The transcript has 17 exons.